CGCCAUGGGUGCCUGAGGGAGAGAGAGAGAGAGGCAGGGGAAGAGAGGCGGCAUGGAGAACCAGGGAGCCGGCGGUGAGGAACCGCCGGGUAAGAUGAACCCUAAGCGGGGCGGUGUCGGAGGCGGCGGCUGGCGCGCCCCGGAGGAUGAGAGUAAGAACAAGCCCAAGCUGAAUCUUCAGAUAAAAACUUUGGCAGAUGAUAUGCGUGACAGAAUAACCAGUUUUAGGAAAUCGGGCGUCAAAAAGGAGAAACUUCUCAUUCAGCACCCCAUUGACUCCCAGGCUUCUAUAAAUGAAUUGCCAGUGGCUCAACCACUAUUUGAUGAACGUUCAAUGAAUUUAUCAGAAAAAGAAGUUAUGGAUUUGUUUGAAAAAAUGAUGGAAGACAUGAACCUGAAUGAAGAACGAAAAGCUCCUUUACGGAAUAAGGACUUGACCACAAAACGUGAGAUGGUUGUCCAGUACAUUUCUGCAACUGCCAAAUCUAUUAUCGGAAAUAAAGUUCCGGGAGGCCUGAAAAAUAGUAAACACGAAUGCACUCUGUCAUCUCAAGAAUAUGUCCAUGAACUACGAUCGGGUAUCGCAGAGGAAAAACUUCUGAACUGCUUAGAGUCCCUGAGAGUCUCUCUAACAAGUAAUCCGGUCAGUUGGGUUAACAAUUUUGGACAUGAAGGGCUUGGGCUUCUGUUGGAUGUUCUUGAGAAGCUUCUGGACAAGAGACAGCAAGAAAGUAUUGACAAGAAGAAUCAGCAUAAGCUUAUACAGUGCCUCAAAGCAUUUAUGAAUAAUAAGUAUGGAUUGCAAAGAAUCCUAGGAGAUGAAAGAAGCCUUCUUUUACUUGCCAGAGCAAUUGAUCCAAAGCAACCAAAUAUGAUGACUGAAACAGUAAAAAUACUUUCUGCCAUUUGUAUUGUUGGAGAAGAAAAUGUUCUGGACAAAAUUUUGGGAGCCAUAACAAUUGCUGCUGAGAGAAAUAAUGGAGAGCGGUUCUCAAACAUUGUGGAGGGGCUUGAGAAUCAUGAAGCUUUGCAGUUACAGACAGCCUGCAUGCAGUUCAUAAAUGCCCUUGUCACUUCCCCUGAAGAUCUUGAUUUUAGGAUACACUUGAGAAAUGAAUUCCUGCGCUGUGGACUAAAGAAAAUAUUGCCAGAUCUAAAAGAGAAGGAGAAUGAAGAACUGGAUAUUCAGUUGAAAGUGUUUGAUGAAAACAAAGAAGAAGACUUAAUUGAGUUGGCCCACCGCCUCAGUGACAUCAAAGUGGAAAUGGAUGAUGUGAAUGAGGUCUAUCACCUGUUGUAUAACAUGCUGAGAGAAACAGCAUCUGAAAACUACUUCCUAUCUAUUUUACAACAUUUUCUACUAAUCAGGAAUGAUUAUUAUGUUCGACCUCAAUAUUACAGGAUAAUAGAAGAAUGCAUUUCACAGAUAGUAUUGCACUGUAGUGGUAUGGAUCCUGACUUCAAGUGUAGAGGAAGGUUGGAUGUAGAUUUCACUCACCUUGUAGAUUGCUGCGUGGACAAAGCAAAAGUGGAAGAAAGUGAGCAAAAAGCUUCAGAAUUUUCCAAAAAGUUUGAUGAAGAAUUCACAGCUCGACAGGAAGCACAAGCUGAGCUUCAAAAACGAGAAGAGAAAAUCAAAGAACUUGAAACUCAGAUCCAGCAGUUACAAACCCAGGCUCCUGUGUCUUCAAGUGGCUCAUCUCCUGCAGGAGUACCACCUCCGCCGCCACCGCCACCUCCUCUUCCAGGUGGUUUAGUCUCUGCAGCACCUCCUCCUCCUCCACCACCACCACUUCCUGGUGGUAUUCCACCUCCACCACCUCCUUUGCCUGGAGGGUCUAUACCACCUCCACCUCCACCUAUGUUUGGUGGACCACCACCACCUCCUCCUCCUCCUUUUGGAGGGAUUCCACCUCUAGCAGCUGCACCAGCACUGCCUUUUGGAAUGAAACAGAAGAAAAAGUACAACCCUGAAGUGUCUAUGAAGAGAAUCAACUGGGCAAAGGUUGAACCACAGGAAAUAACAGAGAAUUGUUUUUGGAUAAAAGCAAAAGAAGAAAAAUUUGAAAACCCAGAUCUGUUUGCAAAGCUGGCUCUCACUUUUGCUACACACAUGAAAGCAGUUAAAAAGGCAGUCGAGAAUACAGAAGAAAAGAAGGUGUCUCUCCCUAAGAAAAGAGUUAAAGAGCUACGGAUAUUGGAUGGGAAGACUGCACAGAAUUUGUCAAUUUUCCUGGGAUCUUUCCGCAUGCCUUAUGAAGAAAUAAAAUAUAUUAUUCUAGAAGUGGAUGAAUUAAAACUGAGUGAAGCACUGAUUCAGAAUUUGGUAAAGAACCUCCCUGAACCAAAAGAGCUCAGUGCCUUAGCCGAGUUAAAGAAUGAGUAUGAUGAUCUCUGUGAGCCAGAACAAUUUGGAGUUGUGAUGAGCUCAGUGAAAAUGUUACGGCCUCGCCUCAAUGGCAUCCUUUUCAAACUUACAUUUGAAGAGCACAUAAACAAUAUCAAGCCUGGGAUCAUGGCAGUAACAAUCGCCUGUGAGGAACUGAAGAAGAGUGAAAAUUUUAGCAGACUGUUGGAACUUGUGCUACUGAUAGGAAACUACAUGAAUUCAGGCUCAAGAAAUGCUCAGUCACUUGGCUUUAAUAUUAGCUUUCUUUGCAAGAUUAGAGAUACUAAAUCCUCUGAUCAAAAAACAACACUGUUACAUUUUCUGUCUGAAAUUUGUGAAGAGAAUUAUCGGGACAUCUUAAAAUUCCCAGAUGAACUUGAACAUGUGGAGAGCGCAAGCAAAGUUUCAGCUCAGAGUCUUAAAAGCAACCUCGAUUCCAUGGAACAUCAGAUACAGCGUUUGGAAAAUGAUAUUAAGAAGUUCCCUAAAACAGAAGAUCCGCAUGAUAAAUUUGUUGAGAAGAUGAUAAGCUUUGCAAAGAGUGCUAGAGAGCAGUACGAAAAGUUAUCUAACAUGCACAACAAUAUGACCAAGUUAUACGACAAUUUGGGGGACUACUUCUGUUUCGAUCCCAAAACUGUUAGCGUUGAGGAAUUCUUUGGAGAUAUAAGUGCAUUCCGGACACUGUUCUUGGAGGCACUGAAGGAAAAUAACAAGAGAAGAGAGAUGGAGGAGAAAAUUAAGAGAGCCAAGCUAGCAAAAGAGAAAGCAGAACGUGAGAAACUGGAGCGGCAACAGAAGAAGAAGCAACUGAUUGACAUGAAUAAAGAGGGCGACGAGACAGGAGUGAUGGAUAAUCUACUUGAGGCACUGCAAUCUGGGGCAGCAUUCAGGGAUCGCAGGAAACGAACGCCAAGAACUCAGGUUGAGCAGUUACUGAACCAAGAUUGGUCCUGCCAAGAAGCACCCUGUGCCUGCUCAGCCAACUCUUACAGCGGGGAGGGAGAACACACUCUGCGCAGACUUCUUGGAAAAGAGGAGAAAGCAUUUGAAGUUGAAGCAGGAAUUGGCUUGAGAGACUGUGGUAUGACUGAAGGCAUAGAUAUAGGAGUUGGAAGAGGAAAUUGACCUUUUGAUUUCCACACACUAGGAUCAGAAGUUUCUAGUUGUGGUACAUGAGGAUGGGGAAGAAGGGAAUGGGUAAACCCAAGGCUUAUGAUUGUCUGUGCACAUAAGACUAUAACUACUUUAGUGUUACUUAAAAGUGAUCUGUGAAUAUAAAAAUGCAUACAAAUUUGCUAACCAUUUCUUAAUAUUUACUAUAAUUAUACUCAGUUUCUAUUGUGUAUAUAUUUACUUUGCAAAGAAAAAGAGAUGGUUUAGUGCUGGGUCUCAGUAUAGGCACAGGGAGAGGGGGGUAUAAUUUACCAACUGAAGAAAGCAAUAGAUUGUAUUGUAAUUCUACAGAAUUCUAGGACAGAGAUGCAAUGUAAUGCUUCCUUGUCCCUUUGUUAGAUCCUGCAAUAUUAGCCUUUGUUGGUUGUAGUUGGGGGUGAGGAAGAUAUUUACAUCUCCUUCCUUCCUUGUUCAACUCCUGUUCAUAUGAAUUUGCUAGGAAUUUUAAAUAUAAUGAAAGGGAACCAGUGGACAGGCUCCUUAUGCAGUCUUACAAAAUUGUAAGCUGUCAGCAAAUUUGAUUAUUGUAGAAGAUUAUUAUGAGUAAUCUUUGGCUGGGAGGUGGAAUUGUAUCCAGUGUACCUAUGUUUAUAGAAAUAGUAUUAGCUAAAAUGUUUUCUGAUAGAUACAUAGAUAAGACAGAAUGCUCCCAGGUAUAAAGGAGGAUUCUCUUUGUUGAGAAAAGUAAUAUGUUUUCCUUAGCUUCUUUACUGUCUAAUCAGUUUACACCGUCUAAUAUUUUCACAAAUAGCCUCCACAAAUCCUACUGAUUGCCCUGUAGAGUAAAUUCAAAUAGGAGGUUGUAGUAUUGAUCCUACCAUAAUGUGUUGUAAAUAUGACAUAUUAGUCUGUGCAUAUUAAAGGCUUAUUGUCAUCUGAA
Molecule: messenger RNA, 4445 nt
Organism: Lacerta agilis (Sand lizard)
Lineage: Eukaryota; Metazoa; Chordata; Lepidosauria; Squamata; Lacertidae
Gene: DIAPH2
Product: diaphanous related formin 2
Exons: 28
Coding region: 53-3517 (1154 amino acids)
Biological process (GO): actin filament polymerization; actin cytoskeleton organization
Cellular component (GO): cytoplasm; actin filament
Molecular function (GO): microtubule binding; small GTPase binding; actin binding
Source: RefSeq, a predicted model, not a curated record